Messenger RNA from Penicillium coprophilum, 609 nucleotides. RefSeq lists its product as uncharacterized. NCBI's taxonomy places the organism in Eukaryota, Fungi, Ascomycota, Eurotiomycetes, Eurotiales, Aspergillaceae. Bases 1 to 609 code for a protein of 202 amino acids. The record is from RefSeq and is a predicted model, not a curated record. The transcript is spliced from 2 exons.
AUGACUUCAAUCAUCUUCGCUGUAAUCCUUGCGAUCUUUGCGCUUAGCUCGGCGCAUCCAAUGGAAAAGCGACAGAACGAUGGCUCGUGGAGUCUUUAUGCAUAUGGCCACAACAUUGACGGGCUGCCUGUCUUCUAUGCAGACGGUAAACAUCCCCUCACCCUUCAACGGAUCACCAUUAAUUAUAUUUGCCGCACAGGUCAAGCUCAGAUCGGUGAUAUGGCUCUGUCAAACGCAACCAGCAAGUCUGCAUUUUCUCCUACAGUGACAUUUGGCGACGAACCAAACACCUGGGUUGCUCAUCCCGAUAACACGACCACCCUGGCCAAUACUACCAAUCUGCUGGGAUUGAGCGAUACUGGCACAAUGGCUUGUCCAGUCGUUUUUACCCCGAGCCAGGCAAGUAACAGCACAAACAAGUUGGCACCACAAACCAACGUGUGGACUUUAUAUGGAAAGUACGUUGUGUGUAGCCAGGACAGGGUCAAUUUUUACGCCCAACCGACAGGACGAGAUGGGUGGUAUAUCUUGCUAUGGAGUGCAACGACCGAUGCAGCUCUUCAGAAUAUUCCGGUGGCUCUAAGAACCAUUGGCCCUGCCUCUGGCUAA